Molecule: messenger RNA, 3275 nt
Organism: Micropterus dolomieu (smallmouth bass)
Lineage: Eukaryota; Metazoa; Chordata; Actinopteri; Centrarchiformes; Centrarchidae
Gene: rab27a
Product: RAB27A, member RAS oncogene family
Exons: 6
Coding region: 310-972 (220 amino acids)
Biological process (GO): melanosome transport; positive regulation of exocytosis
Cellular component (GO): melanosome; secretory granule
Molecular function (GO): GTP binding; GTPase activity
Source: RefSeq, a predicted model, not a curated record
CUAACUACAGGGGAAACACCAGCCGUUAGUACUACAUGAGCUAUCUGUGAGUAAGUUAAUGUAACAGCCGUGAGCGGCGUGAGGAGGAGCUGUUUCUCAACAGCACGACAACCCCGGAGAGGGAAGGUGGUGUUCAGUGUUAAUGAAGUUGGUCUCAUGUCAACUAAUGGAGCAGAUGCGACGGAGAAAGUAAAGUCUGCAGUUAUUCACCUUUCAGAAACGUCUUCAACGGUCACUUCUAACCACUAUUUUAACACCACGACACAGUGCGCAGCAGCAACGCCCCGGGGCUGAAAUUAAGCACUCGCUAUGUCUGAUGGGGACUAUGAUUACCUCAUCAAGUUCCUAGCCCUUGGUGACUCUGGCGUGGGUAAAACGAGCUUCCUCUACCAGUACACGGAUGGCAAGUUUAACUCCAAGUUCAUCACUACAGUUGGAAUAGACUUCAGAGAAAAAAGAGUGGUAUACAAAUCAACGGGUCCAGAUGGAUCUACAGGUAGAGGACAGAAGAUCCACAUGCAGCUGUGGGACACUGCGGGACAGGAGAGGUUUCGGAGUUUGACGACGGCCUUCUUUAGAGAUGCAAUGGGUUUCCUCCUCUUGUUUGACCUCACAAAUGAACAGAGUUUCCUCAAUGUCAGAAACUGGAUGAGUCAGUUACAGAUUCACGCAUACUGCGAAAGUCCAGAUGUCGUUCUGUGUGGCAACAAAUCUGACCUGUCAGAUCAGAGAGCAGUCAGUGAAGAAGAGGCCCGUGAACUGGCAGAGAAGUACGGAAUCCCAUACUUUGAGACAAGUGCUUCAAACGGGCAGAACGUCAGCCUGGCUGUGGACGUCUUGCUGGAUCUCAUCAUGAAGAGGAUGGAGCGAUGUGUUGACAAGUCCUGGAUCCCUGAUGGGACCGUCCGAGCUAAUGGACCCACGAACCCAGACCUCUCACAGGCCUCUGAUAGGAGCAAAUGUGCAUGUUAGACUAAUGAUGAGCCAUUUUGGUGACAUGUCUGUGUUGAUAAUAGUGGUGAAAACAUAGGAAGAUAACCAAGUUUAACACACACACACACACACACACACACACACACACACACACACACACACACACACACACACACACACACACACACACACACAUUUUUGUGUUAAAUGUGUGUGUGUAUAUUUAUGUGCCCAUAGCCCCACCAACCAGUGCAUUACUGAUGUACUUUGAUUUACAUGCUGUAUUAUUUGUCAGUUCAGAGUUAAGUGCCUUUUUGAACAUGGGCAUUUCAUUUCAAUUCAUAUAAUGGGUCUUUUGAAUAAUUAAUUAAUAUUGAAGUGUGGGAUAUUUAUUUGUUAUGAUGCCUAGCUGAAAUGUCCGAUUUUAGUCAUCAGCUGGAUAAGCUGAUUAUAUUUUCAGAUAGAAACUUUGUGCUCCAAGUCGCAGUGAAGUGAGCCCUGCCAGGUGUGCUAUAAAUAUACUGUUAAUACGCUUUACUUGCUUUAAGGUUAGUGAAGAAUUACACUGCAGUUAACUCAAGAAAGAAGCCACUUCUGUUUUUCGUUCUACAGUCAGAUAAACAUUCACUGUGAUACCUGCAGUCAGGCUUUGAUGGCAGAGAGAAAUUUGCUAUGGAUGUACUUUAAGAAAUUUAAGGUCGCCAGUUACGUGCUACUGAUGCUCUACUGAAUGUCUAGCUACAAUCUCACCGGUUUAAUGGACACUUAACACUCAUGUUUUUUCUUUUCUAAAUUGAUGUGCUUGUUUGCCUCCAAAAUGUGAAUUAAGGAAGACAGUUUGAAUAAGUCAUCUACACCUCAUAAUGUACAGCGACACGUUUGGCCAAUUACAAAUACUGAUGCUCAGUAGUUUGAUAAGAGGAAUAAAUGUGUCAUAAAAGGCGAAAGUAAAAACUGAGCAGGAACUCAGGUAAUUCAUACUGCUGUAUUAGAGUCUCAAAGCAAAAAUAAGCUUGAUAUAUUUUAAAGAAAGAAAUAAAAAUCCCUGUGAUGGAUUGGCGACUUGUCCAGGGUGUACCCCGCCUCUCACCCGAUGUCAGCUGGGAUUGGCUCCAGCCCCCCCCGCAACCCUGUACACAGGAUAACCGGUUGAAGAUGAGUGAGUGAGUGAGAAAUGUAAAUGCAAAAAAAGUAUCUCUUGUGCAUUUUUGGACUGUUUGAAAAAGGGUGUUAUUUGACUUCUAAAAUCUAUUUGGAGACAUCUAAUGAAAGUUCAGUCAAUUACAUUUUAAUUCAGUGCUUCAGGUUUAAAAACAUUAUUCUCAGCAACUACUUAGAGAUGUUUAAAACAACUGCCUACAUGGUUCCUGCUGCCUCUCAAUGAAAUACAUACAAAUUUAUGAUUCUCAUAGAGAGCCCCCAUAGAGUCAAUCUGUGUCAACAUUGAGUAACCAUCGUGAAUUUAGUCCCCUGCAUUGCUCAUUUUUUAAAUCAUUAUUCAUUUGUAAAAGUGCCUUCACACCUUAUGCCCAGGCCCUAGAUGAUAAAAAUAUAUGAGAAUAUUUGUCAUUCCAGGGGUUCCCACUGUGUUUUAUAGGUAAUGGGCCGCCUCGCCUGAAACAAUGAUCAUUUUUGCAGCAGUAAUAGAAAAUAUAUACAUUUUUAUGAAAUAAAACAAUAAACUUCAGGGUAAAUGAGCCGAGUUGCUAUCUCAAACAGCAAAUCCUCCAUUUUAAUAGUGGCUAUUGUUUAGGCCGUUGUCUACUGAUUUAAUAUAAGACCAGAUGUAUCAGGGUGAAACCUGAAAAUCCAAGCAGUACAUGUGGUGAAAAGAGCUGUUAGGUGCUUGAGGGCCGCUCCACUGCUGACCUAACAUUACAGGAUGGAAAGUGUUUUGUUUCACGUAUUAAAGUGACUGUGUUAAUUAGGCAGUACACAGUAGGCUGUUGAAAACUCGUAAACCCAGAUUUUUAGUUGGCAAAGAUAUAGUCAUUAAGUUUGAAUGCUCACCCUUUCACAUCAGUUUAUAAUACUAUAUUUUAUAUUUUCCAAAAAUGAAGAAGAGUAUUUACACUUAGUAAAACACUGAAAUGGUUUUGUAAGAUUGUUUGUUCCAACUGUAUUUAAUAGUUUCACACACAAAUCCCCAUUAUUUGUAUUAAAAUGUCAAUUAUACCUGUAUAAAAAAGAGUAUUUUUUUUUCCUACUCACUGAUUCACAGUUCACAGAAAAUCCAUCACUAAAAUUGUGUUUGAUUAUAUUAGUAAGACUAAACUUGUGCCAUACAGUUUCAAAUGCAAAAUAUGUAAAUGAUGUCCAAAAAUAAACAUUUUAUUUAUGUA